GGCUUCUCCCACGCAAAACAGUAAAUUAAAUUCCCGUGUUGUUGGCCUUCUGUAUAGUGUAUAUAUAACCCAUAAGUUGAUCCCCCCAAAUAGAACCGUCAGAUUACAUCUUUUACAACUUCCUUUCCCGCCUGAAAUUUUUAAGUUGGCAGAGCAUUGAUCUUCAGUUUCAAGACUUUUUCCCGAAAACACUCUUCAGCUAGCUUCAAUUAAUUUGUUUCUUGGUACAUACUCGAUCCGAUUAGAUAGAAAUUAGAACACUAGCCACAUGGACAAGCAAAGGCAAUACGAGCGCGUAUUCAAUCACUUGGAUGAAAACGGAGAUGGGAAAAUAUCGGCCUCGGAGUUGCAACAGUGCGUCGCAUCGAUGGGGGGAAAGAUGUCGGUGGAGGAAUCGGAGGCGGCAGUGAGGCUGAUGGACUCGGACGGAGACGGGUUGUUGUGCUUGGAGGACUUUGUGAGAAUAGUGGAAGGAGCGGGGGACGAAGAGAAAGGCACGGAUUUGAUGGGGGCUUUCAAGAUGUACGAGAUGGAGGGCUGCGGUUACAUCAACCCCAAGAGCCUCAAGAGAAUGCUGCGGAGGCUGGGAGAGUCCAAGAGUACUAACGAGUGCAGAAAGAUGAUCGCUCGUUUCGACCUCAACGGCGAUGGCGUCCUGAGUUUUGACGAGUUCAAGAACAUGAUGUCUUGUUGAGAGGCCUCUUGAGAUGCUGUGUCUCUCCAUCUCUACGUUGAAUUCGAUCGCUUGAUUGAUAUAUUUUUUUUAAAAUUUCUCUUUACAUGUUGUCAAUAAUUGUUGUUCCCCCUCAUUCAUCCAUUCAUUGUACAGCUCCAAAUCAAUGGAAAUUUUUUGUAGUA
This is a messenger RNA of Coffea eugenioides, 858 nucleotides long. RefSeq names its product calcium-binding protein CML38. Gene Ontology annotation, molecular function: calcium ion binding. The record is from RefSeq and is a predicted model, not a curated record. NCBI's taxonomy places the organism in Eukaryota, Viridiplantae, Streptophyta, Magnoliopsida, Gentianales, Rubiaceae. The coding region runs from base 269 to 694 and encodes 141 amino acids. The transcript has a single exon.